AUGCGGUUAUUCGGUUUUGUCUAUCUGGUUUGGCUUGCUCUUCUGACGGGGACCCCACAGGUAUCAGGAAUCGAAAAUGGGAAGACCACCGAUGUGGCGUGGGACAAAUACAGUCUGUCCGUGAAGGGCGAGCGACUUUUUGUUUUCUCCGGUGAAUUUCACUACCAGAGACUCCCCGUUCCCGAGCUGUGGUUAGAUGUUUUUCAGAAAUUGCGUGCGAAUGGAUUUAACACCAUCUCGGUUUAUUUUUUCUGGAGUUAUCAUAGUGCUUCAGAGGAUGUAUUCGAUUUCACGACGGGUGCCCAUGAUAUCCAGCGCUUAUUCGAUUACGCUAAACAAGCGGGCCUGUAUGUGAUCGCCAGGGCAGGCCCAUACUGUAAUGCGGAGACUUCUGCCGGUGGAUUUGCUCUAUGGGCCGCAAAUGGACAGAUGGGCAGUGAACGGACGAGUGAUGAAGCCUACUAUAAAAGAUGGAGACCGUGGAUCCUGGAGGUUGGCAAGAUCAUUGCAGCAAAUCAAAUCACCAAUGGCGGCCCUGUUAUUCUGAACCAACAUGAGAACGAACUCCAGGAAACAACCUAUGAUUCCGAUGAUACCAAAGUCACCUACAUGGAGCAGAUAGCGAAAGCAUUCGAGGAAGCCGGGAUUGUCGUCCCAAGCAGCCACAAUGAAAAAGGUAUGCGCACGGUGAGCUGGUCGACUGACUAUAAUGACGUCGGAGGGGCUGUUAACCUGUAUGGGCUUGACUCAUAUCCUGGAAGCCUCUCAUGCACCAACCCAAACUCUGGAUUUAACCUGGUUCGUACAUACUACCAGUGGUUUCAGAAUUACUCUUAUACACAGCCCGAAUAUCUGCCCGAAUUUGAAGGGGGUUGGUUUCAACCUUGGGGUGGGUCGUUUUAUGACAGUUGUGCGUCAGAGCUUUCCCCAGAGUUUGCCGAUGUCUACUAUAAGAAUAAUAUCGGCUCGCGCGUAACACUUCAGAAUAUCUACAUGACGUUUGGAGGCACCAACUGGGGCCAUAGUGCAGCUCCUGUCGUUUACACAUCUUAUGACUACGGCUCCCCUCUUCGAGAGACCCGAGAGAUUCGUGAUAAGUUAAAACAGACCAAGCUGAUUGGACUGUUUACCCGAGUGUCGAAGGACCUGCUGAAAACGUACAUGGAAGGGAAUGGUACCAGUUACACUACCGAUGACAGCAUUUACACCUGGGCCCUUCGGAACCCGGAUUCGGACGCUGGCUUUUAUGUUGUGGCUCACAACGCAAGCUCAUCACGAGAGGUCACGGCUUUCUCAUUGAAUGUAAAGACAUCUGCAGGAGCCAUUACCAUCCCAGAUAUUGAACUUGAUGGCCGUCAAAGCAAGGUACUUGUCACAGACUACAGGAUUGGCAGUGAAUCCUCUCUUCUGUAUUCGUCUGCUGAGGUCUUGACGUACGCAACGCUCGACGUGGACGUACUUGUAUUCUACCUGAAUGCGGGUCAAAAGGGUGUUUUUGUGUUCAAGGAUGCACCGGCUGAUCUUGAAUACCAAACAUACGGCAAUUCAAACUUGAGUGCGUUGGAGACCAGCCAAGGCACACAAUAUUCAUACGUCCAAGGAGAGGGAUUAACAGCCGUGAAGUUUUCAAAUGGAGUGCUGGUCUACUUGCUCGACAAGGAAACCGCAUGGAACUUUUUUGCACCCCCUACUGUUUCAAGCCCGACGGUUGCUCCUAACGAGCAUAUCCUAGUUUUCGGCCCGUAUCUGGUUCGGAAGGCUUCUAUAGAGCAUGACACUGUGGAGGUUAUUGGUGACAACUCCAACUCCACUUCAAUAGAAGUGUACGCGGGCGAUGAGCAUGUCAAGAAGGUGAGCUGGAACGGGAAUCUCAUUGAUACCAGAGCAACCCCAUACGGCAGUCUUAUCGGGACUGUUCCCGGAGCGGAAGAUAUAGAGAUCUCCCUUCCUUCGCUUAGUUCAUGGAAGGCGCAAGAUACACUUCCUGAGAUUAGUCCAGGUUAUGACGACUCCAAGUGGACGAUCUGCAACAAAACUACGUCGGUCAAUUCGAUCGCUCCUCUUUCUCUUCCAGUACUUUACUCUGGUGACUACGGGUAUCACACCGGGACCAAGAUUUACCGUGGACGAUUUGAUGGACAGAAUGCUACCGGGGCCAAUGUUACGGUGCAGAAUGGCGCAGCAGCUGGAUGGGCGGCGUGGUUGAAUGGUGCGUACGUGGGAGGAUUUGCAGGAGACCCCGACAAAGUCGCAAGCUGGGAGGUGCUCAAGUUCAACGUUUCGUCUCUCAGAUCUCGCGAAAAUGUGCUUACCAUCAUCACGGACUACACCGGCCACGACCAGAACAGCCAGAAGCCUAUAGGUACCCAGAAUCCGCGGGGGAUCAUGGGGGCCACACUGAUCGGAGGAGGUAACUUUACGUUGUGGCGUAUCCAAGGUAAUGCAGGUGGAGAGAGGAACAUCGAUCCAGUGCGUGGCCCGAUGAACGAAGGUGGUCUUUAUGGAGAGCGGAUGGGCUGGCAUCUGCCAGGAUACCAACCCCCUGAGUCAGCCUUGGACAGUAGUCCCCUACAAGGAGUACUCGGCGCUGAGGGGAGAUUUUAUACUACAAGCUUCCAACUAGAUUUGGAGGAGGACUUAGACGUCCCCAUUGGACUCCAGUUAAGCGCAGCGGCUGGAACUAAGGCGAUUGUGCAGAUAUUCAUGAAUGGAUAUCAGUUCGGCCAUUAUCUGCCGCAUAUUGGACCGCAGAACUUAUUCCCAUUCCCGCCGGGAGUGAUUAACAACCGGGGACAGAAUUCACUAGCAAUUAGCAUGUGGGCGUUGACAGACGCGGGGGCGAGACUGGAGCAGGUGGAGCUGAAGGCAUAUGCAAAAUAUCGCAGUGGGUUCGAUUUCAACCGGGAUUGGAGUUAUCUCCAGCCGGAAUGGAAGGACCGGACGGAGUAUGCGUGAUUGAUGCAAGUGAACUUGAGUUCAAUGAAAGUUGCAUAGCUUGGAAGGGUAGUACUACUACUAUUAUUAUGAUUAUUAUUUAUUUAUUUACUUAUGUAUUUCUAUGAGAAAAAAGAGAGAGAGAGGGAGAAGAAAAAAGGGGAUCAAACGGAAAUCAAAAAAAGAGCCCCCGUUCCAUUUAAUAUUUUUUUUUUCUCUCUCCACCGCCAUUUGAUGCGCGGCUCCACGCUG
Aspergillus pseudotamarii is the source of this 3186-nucleotide messenger RNA. RefSeq names its product glycoside hydrolase family 35 protein. Gene Ontology annotation, cellular component: vacuole. The coding region runs from base 1 to 2955 and encodes 984 amino acids. NCBI's taxonomy places the organism in Eukaryota, Fungi, Ascomycota, Eurotiomycetes, Eurotiales, Aspergillaceae. The transcript is spliced from 4 exons. The record is from RefSeq and is a predicted model, not a curated record. Gene Ontology annotation, molecular function: beta-galactosidase activity. Gene Ontology annotation, biological process: carbohydrate metabolic process.